Messenger RNA from Naegleria gruberi, 1705 nucleotides. Its product is annotated as aspartate aminotransferase. The record is from RefSeq and is a predicted model, not a curated record. Gene Ontology annotation, molecular function: transaminase activity; pyridoxal phosphate binding. Bases 220 to 1647 code for a protein of 475 amino acids. The transcript has 2 exons. Gene Ontology annotation, biological process: amino acid metabolic process; biosynthetic process. Lineage: Eukaryota; Heterolobosea; Eutetramitea; Acrasida; Naegleriidae.
UAUUUCCAUUGAUUGUGGCUGUCAACAGCAAUUAAACAUUUGCUUCAUAUUACUUUCUAUUGGAAAACAUUUACAAACCAAGGCUUUUACCCAUAUAUUUUCAUCACAAUAUAAUUUCAUCACACAUAAUAAUAUUAUUAUUAUUAUUUAUUAUUUAUUGCAAUUUAACCAUCAUACAAAAUAGAUUCUCACUCUAUCAACUCUAUCAAUUCUAUCAUUAUGGUCAAUCAAAGUAAUAACAAUAACAACUCUAACAGGAGAAUUGAAAUGAUCGCUCAUCAUAUCGCACCAGGAAGUUUAAGUCAUGAUGAGAGUAUUAAUAGUUCUUCCAGCCUUGAUUUUCUUAAUCAAAAAAAAUCACUCCUCUCUGAUAGCAUUGACUACGAGCAACAAUCAUUUUUGUAUAGUAACACAACAGCAGCUUCUAACAAAAUGACAAGCAUUUUCGGUACCAUUCCUACUGCUCCUAGAGAUCCAAUCUUGGGUUUAAGUGAAGCAUUCAAAGAAGAUACAAGUCCAAGCAAGGUUAAUCUUGGUGUUGGUGCUUAUAGAACAGAAGAAGGUAAACCAUUGGUUUUAAAUGUUGUUAAGAAGGUUGAACAAAAGAUCCUCGAACAAAACUUGGACAAGGAAUACAUUCCACAAGAUGGUUUGGAAGCAUUCAAAAAAGUCUCACCAAAAUUAAUGUUCGGAGAAAACUGCAAGGCCCUCCAAGAAGGUCGUAUUGUUUGUGUGCAAUCAAUCUCUGGUACAGGUGCAUUGAGAUUGGGAAUUGAAUUUAUUGCCAAGUUUUUACCUGCUGGUACUGCCUUAUAUGUUAGUAAUCCAACUUGGAUUAAUCACAUUCAAAUUUGUCAAUCUGCUGGUGUUCCAGUUGGAUAUUACAGAUAUUUCGAUAAUAAGACAAAUGGAUUGGCUUUCAAUGAUAUGAUUCAUGAUUUAAAGACAAUUCCAAACAAGUCAGUCGUUCUUUUGCACUCUUGUGCUCACAAUCCAACAGGUGUUGAUCCAACUCCAGAACAAUGGUCAAUCAUUGCUGAUGUUAUGCAAGAAAAGGGUCACUUUACUUUCUUUGAUAGUGCUUAUCAAGGAUUUGCAAGUGGUGAUUUGGAUAAGGAUGCUGCUGCUAUUAGAAUGUUUGUUGAUCGUGGUAUUGAAAUGUUGGCAUCUCAAAGUUAUGCCAAGAAUUUUGGUUUAUAUGGUGAAAGAAUUGGUGCAUUGAACAUUGUUGUAAAUAAUGUUGAAACUGCCAAGCAAAUUCAAUCACAAAUGAAGGUUAUUGUCAGAUGUUUAUAUUCAUCACCACCAUUGCAAGGUGCUAGAAUUGUUGCAAUGACUUUAAGUAAUCCUGAAUAUUUUGCUGAAUGGAAGAAGGAAUUAAUCAUGAUGAGUGACAGAAUUAAGGAAAUGAGACAAUUACUUUUUGAUGCCCUCAAGAAGAGAAAUACACCAGGUAAUUGGAAUCACAUUCUUGAACAAAUUGGCAUGUUUUCAUUCACUGGUCUUCAAAAGAAACACGUUGCUGUCUUGAUUGAAAAAUACCAUAUUUAUCUUACUGAUAAUGGUAGAAUUAGUAUGUGUGGUUUAAAUAGAAAGAAUGUUGAAUAUGUAGCCGAUGCUAUUGACUUUGUUGUAAGAAAUGUUUAAAUUAAUGUGUAUAUUCCCCUUCAUCGAUUCAUUGUAAAUAAAUUAUCUUUUUCUUGCA